This is a messenger RNA of Strongyloides ratti, 2688 nucleotides long. RefSeq names its product Armadillo repeat and Armadillo-like helical domain and Armadillo-type fold domain-containing protein. Gene Ontology annotation, molecular function: protein binding. Bases 1 to 2688 code for a protein of 895 amino acids. Lineage: Eukaryota; Metazoa; Nematoda; Chromadorea; Rhabditida; Strongyloididae. The record is from RefSeq and is a predicted model, not a curated record. The transcript has 3 exons. Gene Ontology annotation, cellular component: Cul2-RING ubiquitin ligase complex.
AUGCCUUCACAGCCAGUUGUUGAUGACAUUCCAACAAAUGUUAUGUCAUUAUUUCAAAUUGCAUCUGAUGCUGUUGCAAAGACACCAUUUAUGUUGGAAUGUAGAUAUCGUAAAACAUUUCAAGAAACAAUUGAAUCAACUUCAAUAUCGAGUAGUAAUGAUAGUAAUAUAACAGACGAGGAUGAUGUAUUUCAUUCAUGUGAUUCUGCAUCCCUUUCAUCACUUGAUUCCAUGACAAGUAAUUUUACAGACAAUGUUCGUGUAAACAAAAUGUUUUGCAGUUUUAGUAAUGAUUAUCAAUUUAAUAACUAUGAAUUACAAUCACAUUUUUGUUUUCCUCUAGAAAUUUGUGAGUCAGUCUUUAAUUCUUUUGCAACAAUCUUAAAAAAACCUACAAAUGGAAACCCAUAUAAGCCAUUACAACAAUUAGUAAAUUUUCUUCUUAAUAGUUGUUUACCAUUAAGAAAUGUCUCAUUACAAGGUUUGACUAUCAAUGAUGAAUUACUGACAACAUUACUUGUUAAGCAACACUUAAAUUUAGAAACAUUAGAUAUUAAAAAUACAAGAAAAGAGUCAUUAGUUGGUAUUAAGACAAAUAAAUUGCUCGAAAAACAUGAUAUUUAUUUUCCAAGACUUAUAAGUUUAUCAUUAAAUUGUCUAGAUUUAAUGAGAAAACCUUCAUUAGAUAAAAGAUUUGGAAAAAUAAAUUAUAUGGCAUCUUCUAAUCAAAAUACAAGUUCAAGACAAAAUCAUUUACCAGUUUUGGGUGAAGAUGCUUUAGAGGGAACUGCUUUAAAUUGUUAUAAAGAUGAUGAAUUAAAUAAAAUAUCAACAGAAAAUAAAAAAGUUGAAUUUAAACAUUUUUCAUUAAGGUGUCCUGAAUUAAUGGAAUUAACUUUACACAAUACUAAUGAUUAUGAAAUAACAGAAGAAAGUUGGGAUGACUUUUUAGAAAGAAUAUUAUAUCCAGUAAAAAAACUUAUUACUCUUGAUAUUAGUUAUUGGCGGUCACUUCAAACAUUUAAUUUCUUAAAAAUGGUUCCAAAUUUAACAAAAUUAAUUUUAUUUGAUAUUAAAGCUACUGUUGAUAAUAUUGAUAAUAUUUUACAAUUAAAAGAAUUGAAAUAUUUAGAUAUAUCUGUUAGUAAUCCAGCAAUUGGAACAUAUAGUUAUCCUGUUGGUACUUUAGAUAAAAUAAUUAAAAGUCUCCCUUAUUUGGAAUAUUUGGAUAUUUCUCAGACAAAUUUACCGGAAACUCCACAAUAUCAAGAAAUGGAUAAUUAUCCUUUUGGUGGUAUUCAAUCAGACAUCAUUGGUUUACGAUCUUUAAAAAGAAAACUAAAAUUUUUAGGAAUUUAUAAUUGUAAUGGAGUUGCUAAUUAUGGUGAGAUACCAGCUGAACGGGUGGCUGGAGAAUUUAAAGAAAUACAAUUAAUAACAGCAAUGGAAAUUUAUCAAGAUAGACCUGAAAUGCUUCAACUUGUUUUUAAUGAAUCAUACAAUCAUUAUAGAUUUGGAAAUGAUCUUAAAUACCAGCCUCAGGCUCUUCAAUAUGUUAUUUCUGGAUUAAAUAAACACCUCACCAAUUCAGCACUCCAAAUUGCUGGAUCUGCUGCUAUGUUUUAUAUUUUAAGAUGUGUUAAGAUGACUGCAACAACAAAAAAAAAAGUUAUAAUGGCAUUAUUAGAUGGUAUGCAAGAACAUAUGGAGGAACAAGUUAUGGUUAGAAAUUGUUGUUUAAGUUUAUGUCAAUUUGAUAUUCCAUCUGAGGUUAUUUUUGAUUAUUAUAGACUUGCAAAAUUACUUGUAAGAGUUUUAAAAACUCAUAGUUCUGAUCAAUUGACACAAAGAAUUGUUAUAUUUCUUUUAAAUUCUAUGGCAUGCCAUGUUGAUGGUGAACAAAAAAUACAAGUUGGAGAAUUAGGAGCAAUUGAAGUUAUACUAGAACAAAUUAGAAAAAAACAAGUUCAAAACCAGGCUGAUGAUAUUAUGGAAGUUGCAUGGUCAUUUUUAUGGAAUAUCACUGAUGAAACACCAUUAAAUUGUGAAAGAUUUUUAAAAGCUGAUGGAUUAUCUUUAUUUAGAAGUUAUUAUAGACAAUUUAGUAAUGAAGUUGAAGUAGUCAGAAAUAUGAUGGGUUUAAUUGGAAAUAUUGCGGAAGUUAAACAUUUAAGACAUUAUAUGAUGAAAGAUGAAUAUAUUGAAAUUUUUUGUCUUUUACUUGAUACAAUGUCUGAUGGUAGUAUUGAGAUAAGUUAUAAUAGUGCUGGAGUAUUAAGUCAUAUUAUAAGUGAUGGUGAGGAAGUUUUUUAUGGUUUAAAUUCUAAAAGAGAUGAAGUUAUGAAAAAGGUAGAUGCUGCUAUUUUUAAAUGGAAUUUAAUGACAAGGCGUUUUAUAAAUUAUCGUUCAUUUAAACCAAUUCUUAAUUUAAUAACAAAUUUUUCCUCACCAGCCUCACAACAUUGGGCUAUUUGGGCAUUGGCAAAUUUGACAACAACUGAUACACAUAAGUAUUGUUCAUAUAUUGAAAAAGAAGAGGGUAUUGAAUUACUUGAGUGUGUUCAAAAAAAUUCUUCUACACCUAGUCAUAUAUUAAAAUUAUUAGAUGUUAUCUUUGAAAAUAUAAAAAAAUGGAAAUAUGAUAUUUCUAGAGGACAUUUUGAAAAUUCCAUGGAAUGGGACAAUUAA